AUGGCCUCAGAAAUCUACAUGCCAGGCCCAGUAUGCCUCAUUGAGAAUGCUAAAGGGAAACUGAGGGUUAAUCCAGAAGGCUUGAAGACCCUGUCUGCCAUUACCCAGCCUGUGGUGGUGGUGGCUAUCGUGGGCCUCUACCGCACGGGCAAAUCCUACCUGCUGAACAAGCUGGCUGGGAAGAACAAGGGCUUCUCUGUUGGACCCACAGUGCAGUUUCACACCAAAGGACUCUGGAUGCGGUGUGUGCCUCAUCCCAAGCAGCCAAACCACACCCUAGUUCUGCUUAACAAAGAGGGCUUGGGAUAUGUAGAGGAGGUGACAGAAUUCUGUUCUUACAUCUUGUGCAAUUCUAAAACUAAAUUCAACUUCAUCAAGUUCAAUGGACCUGAACAGGGAGAACUGCUCAAGGAGGAACUCAGAGAAGAUAGCAAAACACUUCAGGAAAAGAUCUAG
Molecule: messenger RNA, 456 nt
Organism: Lemur catta (Ring-tailed lemur)
Lineage: Eukaryota; Metazoa; Chordata; Mammalia; Primates; Lemuridae
Product: guanylate-binding protein 1-like
Exons: 4
Coding region: 1-456 (151 amino acids)
Molecular function (GO): GTP binding; GTPase activity
Source: RefSeq, a predicted model, not a curated record